This is a messenger RNA of Chironomus riparius, 3467 nucleotides long. Lineage: Eukaryota; Metazoa; Arthropoda; Insecta; Diptera; Chironomidae. The record is from the annotation of a GenBank genome assembly.
CUUUACACACUUCUUUUCAUUCAUACAUUUCAUUCGUUUGUGUAUUGUUUAUUAUUUCUUUUGGUCGUCGUUGAAGUGCAAGCGAAAAUAUUUUUUUCUUGCCGUUUCGCGAAUAUCGUUCGUUGUGGAAAAAAGAAAUGAGAAGGAAAAAAAAAACAGGAGCAAUUAAUAGAGAAUUAUGAUACAAAUUAAUGUUAUUAUUGCAUAAUAAAAAAGAUAUUUAAAAGUGAAUGAUAAUUGUGGAAAAGACAGUCAAUAUUAUUUACAGUACAGAUAAAUGCACUUGAAUUUUAAAGUGGAAGAAAAGUGAAUAAACAGCAAGAGUUUCAAAAAAAUCUGAUUUUUUUUUCGAGUGAAUAAUAAUUUAUUCUAGUGACUAUAAACAGAAGAUAAAUAUAGAAAGAAUUUUCAGUUCAUGUUUGAAUUGUGAAUAAAUAGAAAUAAAGAAUUGUGAAAUGCUCAUAUGCGUGUUAAUUAUUAAUCAAAAUAUUAUCAAUCAUCAUAGCAAUCAUCGUCAUUGAAACAUUCUUUUAUUGUAUUUAAAGAUACAGUUAUAUCAAAUAAUAGACAGUAAUAAUUUUGUGUACGAGAAAUAAGAAGCUAUAGCUCAGCUAAUCGACUUAAAAAUUUCCUAGAAAUAAUAAUUUUUCAAUUUUACUAAAUUUCAUUGAAUAAUCUCGUGUGUGGUGAAUGAACAGAACAGAACAGAGUAACUGGAAAAAGUUCUAAGACACAGUAAGAGGGAAUUUGUGUUAUGGAUACAAGAGACUCAGACCUAGGAGACGAUUCAAUGUCACAUAUCGAUGAACAAUCAGAUAGAGAGGAAGAUAUGCGUGAUUGUGAAUCAAGUGAUGAAGGUGUCAAUGUAAACGGAAUGAACGGAGUCAUGGAUUUUAACAACAGAGGCAGCCCUGAAAGGAAUUCAGAAAUGACCGACACGCCAUUUCCACCAAAUCAUCCAUUAGGGAUGUUAAGCAACUUAUCAGCACUAAACAUGAGCGUUCCGACUCUCCAAUCCUUUCAACAGCACAAUGACGUUUUGGAGAAAAUAAAAAUGCAAGUGCGCGACAUGAAGGUCGGAUUCAUGAACUCAGACUUUUCAGCACUACAUCCGUCAUUCACAAGCACACUACAGAGCUCUUUAGGCUUUAAUACACAUCAAGUAUCGCAAGCACAAAAUAAUAAUAAUAAUAAUAAUCAGAAUUCAUCUCAUGGUAACAAUGAGUCAUCGAAUGGCUUUCCAUUUUCAUCACCGACAGCAGCAGUUAAUAAAGAUGCCUCAAACUCAUCAACGUCAAGUGAAACGUCCAAUUCGUCACAACAAAACAAUGGAUGGAGCUUUGAAGAGCAAUUUAAGCAAGUGAGACAGUUAUAUGAAAUCAACGAUGAUCCAAAGCGUAAAUUAUUCCUUGAUGAUCUCUUUUUGUUCAUGCAAAAGCGAGGAACUCCAAUAAAUCGACUUCCAAUCAUGGCAAAAUCAGUUCUUGAUUUAUAUGAACUUUAUAACUUGGUGAUAGCUAGAGGUGGUCUUGUUGAUGUAAUUAAUAAGAAAUUAUGGCAGGAAAUAAUUAAAGGAUUACAUUUACCCUCGAGCAUCACAAGCGCUGCAUUUACUCUAAGAACACAGUACAUGAAAUAUUUGUAUCCAUAUGAAUGUGAGAAAAAGAGUUUAAGUACACCGGCUGAACUGCAGGCUGCAAUUGAUGGCAACAGACGUGAAGGCCGUCGUACAAGCUAUGGACAGUUUGAAUCACAAAUGCAACAGCAGCUACAAUUGCCACAACUCCAAAGGUCGCCGAUACCAAACAGUCUCCAGCAAAUGUCACCUUUAUCACUUGUGACACAUGCACAACAGAAUUCUCACCAUAGACUGAUGGGAGCACCAGGCGUUGUUGGUCAACUUCCAAGUAUAGUUCCACAUGAUAUUGAGCAGCGAAUGCUUGAAUACAUUAAAUUAUUCCAAGCACCAAAAGAUUUGAAACGCCCACAAAGCCCAGAUGUUUCAAGGGAAGCAUUAAAUGCUUUGGAAAUGUCGAGAAUGGCAUUAUGGAAUAUGUAUAACAAUACAAGUCCACAUAAUCAGCACAAUAACCCUAGUCCACCAGAAGUACAACAAGAAGCACUGAAUUUACAUCAACGAGAAUCUCCAUCUCCAAUUCCAUCAGCUCCAUCACCAAUAUCUAUAAAACGCGAACGUGAUCUUCAUGAUUUAAAUGACUAUCCACCAGCAAAACGAGGCUUAAUUCGAUCAAAUAGUGAUCUCAAUAGGAAGUCAUCAAUCACUAAUAACAACAAUAAUAAAUAUGAUCAUCACAUUGGCAGCAACAACAAUAAUUCUCAAGUGACACCUAUAAAAGACAAUAGCAAUAAGAAACGAUCAGAAUCACCUUCAUUGACAUCACAGCAAAUUCAAAACAAUGAGAAUGGAACUCAUCACCUUCAGUCGCCUGUACGACAUCACAAUAAACAGAAUGGUCUUGAUUCCAUUGGCACGACAAUAUUAAAUGGAAUGCAAUUCAAAAUUGUCAGUAAAGAAAACUCAUCGACUGGAGAGCCACAGUUGGUUGUGAAAUUGGAAGUAAAUGGAAUAUUGUUUGAGGGUGUCCUCUUUCCAAAUCCAUCAAACUCAUCGCCAGCAUCUGCAUCAACAACUCCCUCAACGGAACCAAUGAUAUCGCCAGUCAAGCAUUCGUCACCGAAUCGGAACUCAUUAAAUGAUGACCACAAGUUAACGCAACAAAUGGUCUCGUCAUCAUAAACAUAAGCAUAAGCAUUUGUUUGAUUCCAAUUAGAUCAGAUUUAUCAACAAAAAAUAAAUAAGAAAAGAUUUAAGCUGAAUUUUUCUAGAAUUAAGUUUUGCUUUUUAUUCUCUUAAAAAAAAUUUAUUAACAAAAAAAAUUAUGGACAAAGGAUUGAUUUUUAAAUAGUGAUUUAAUAAGGCAUGGAAUAGAAUCACAUAAAAAUUGUUCCAAUUAAGUGCAAGAUAUAUUAAUUCACAUUUUAAGACAUAUUUGAUGCAAGAUAAAUUUUAUAGAGCAUAAAUGAUUAAGAUGAACAGAUUCACUGAAUUUAUAUGUUAAUAGAUUGAGACACACACACACACACACAUACACAUAAUUAAAUAGCAUAAAUUUAAUGUCAUAUUGUAGGCAAUUAAGGACAUAAUCUAACAUAAAUGUGCAUAAAAUCAGUGUUAAAGCUUCCUCAGAAUUUUAAAUUGUCACAAAUUCCUCUUCAUAUAAUGUGUAUAACGCAGUAAAUUUUAUGCAUAAACGUCACAUAGAAGAUGCUGUAGCAGUAUUUUUCAUCAACCUUCUCAUUAAAAUGUUUGCAAUGAAAGAAGAAAUUUAAUGAAAACCUUUUCAUUAUUGUUAUGUUUUUUUUUUUUAAAAUAACUUUAAUUAAUAAGAAUUGAAUAAUUUAACUGAUAAGAAAGAUAUGGAAUUAAAUCAAUAAAUUAAAUUAGU